Suillus paluster is the source of this 873-nucleotide messenger RNA. RefSeq lists its product as uncharacterized. The coding region runs from base 1 to 873 and encodes 290 amino acids. The transcript is spliced from 8 exons. Gene Ontology annotation, molecular function: oxidoreductase activity. NCBI's taxonomy places the organism in Eukaryota, Fungi, Basidiomycota, Agaricomycetes, Boletales, Suillaceae. The record is from RefSeq and is a predicted model, not a curated record.
AUGUCUACCUCAAAGGGCAUCGCAUUGAUAACUGGUUCUGCUCAAGGAAUCGGUCGUAGCAUCGCUCUGCGACUCGCACAAGAUGGCUUUGACAUUGCUCUCAAUGAUGUACCUACCAAGGGUCCCCAGCUGGAAUCGGUGGCGACUGAAAUUAAAAGCCUAGGGAGACAAGUCUGCAUUGUUCCCGCUGACGUGUCCGUCGACGAACAAGUCAAAGAGAUGGUCGAUGCUGCUGUUACUAAACUUGGUGGAUUGGACGUCAUGGUUGCUAAUGCUGGAGUGGGGGCGCUUUCCUCGCUGAUAUCCUCAACUGUAGAGUCAUGGGACAAUAUAAUGGCAAUAAAUGCCCGUGGACCUUAUCUCUGUUACAAGUAUGCUGCCAUUCAGAUGAUUAACCAGGGGCGUGGCGGUCGCAUCAUUGGUGCGAGCUCAGUGCAGGGUAAAAUGGCUGUACCCUACCAUGGCGCGUAUGUAGCGAGCAAAUGGGCAAUUCGAGGGCUCACCCAAGUCGCAGCUCUUGAGCUCGGCAAAUAUAGGAUCACGGUAAAUGCAUACGCUCCUGGCGCGAUACAGACUCCUAUGAACAAGGACACGAUGGAUGAGUUUGGGAAGGUGGACUAUUCAGGACUUAUCGACGAUCCUGUCUCGAGCAAGUGGAUUAAUUCGUUGCUUGACAAUGUUCCUAUCAAGCAUGUUGGACAGCCCGAAGACAUAGCUAGCAUUGUAAGCUAUAUCGCGUCGAAGGAAGCGCACUUCAUUACCGGUAAGUUCAUACCUUCAUCAUGUCUUGUCUCCUCACGUAGCAUGUGCUAUCUCCAGGUCAAUGCCUGUCCGUCGAUGGGGGUAUCAGCAUGGCCUGACAAGGCCCCGUAA